AGAAGCCCGCGAUGGCGAGUGAACCAUCCUGGCCCGACGCUCAGAGUGGAACUUUAGAAACCCAACAUCCCCUGUCACUUUUGGAUGUGCUCCAUGCAAAUCAGUUCGAAGGACAGUCUUUCACUCCGGAGCUUUUCCGUCAGACGGAGGAAAGCUUUUACUCAGGGGCCCCGCCCACAUGGUUGAACUUCCACAUCAGCGAGCAGAGCGAGUCAGGCUUCAUCAAACGAGACGCAUACGCUCCGCUGGUGGAGAAAGUUCGCGAUUCAAGGAGAAAAAUAGGAAUAUCCACCGUGAAACUGUUCCACCAGCCGGGGUGUGGGGGCACCACGCUGGCCAUGAAGGUGCUGUGGGAUCUGAGGAAAGAGUUCAAGUGUGCCGUUAUGACGGGCUCAACCUCGAACGUCACGAAGGUUGCAGAGGAGGUCGUUCAGCUUUUUACGGCGGGCGGCCGAUGCAGCUACAACACCGUGCUGCUGCUGGUGAAUGACCAGACGGUUUUAGAAAACCUGAAAGACGCCGUCAGGGUGAAGAUUGCCAAGCAGCAAGUGCAUUUCGCCCCCAAAAUGCCUGUAGUGAUUUUACUCAGCUGUGUACGAAAGGAUGAAGUUCAACACAGUGAUCACGUUGUCCUGCAAAAAGUGCUCUCCGAACAUGAGAAGCACAAUUUUAAUGCAAAAAAGGAAGAACUUUGCAAAAUAUACGCUGAACAAUGCGAUCGAUUUCACGGCUUUAACAUGAUCCAAAAGGAUUUCUCUCCGGCUUACGUCGAAGAGGCCUGUUCCGUAUUCAAACCAACCAAAAGGGCCAACAGGCCGCGAAAGACGCAGCUCGCCGCCUUCCUGUCCCUGCUGAACGCCUACGUGCCCGACUCGUUCCUGCUGGAGUCCCAGUGCCGGGACUUCUUCCAUCACGGCACCGACCGCCACCGGGACUUUUCCCUGAAGGACAGGAUGCAGCCCUUCAGCCACCUUAUCGUCACAUUCCAACGAGACGAAAGAUCCGACAAGAAAGUGCGCAUGGCUCACCCUCUGAUAGCGCGGCGCUGCACCGAGCUGAUGGCCGAAUCCGGUGUGACCAGAAGUGACACGGCGAGAAACCUGUUGACUCGUCUGUGCAGAGAUCAGGUUCUCCCGCUUGUGGUUGUCGGUUUCGUAAAAGACAUGCUGACCAAGAGAGGACCGAAACCCAAACAGAGGAAUAGAACAAAGGGUCCGAUCAAUGCAAUGCAGACCCAAGACGACCCGGAAAGGUAUGCGAGGCUCAUUCUCGAGAUCCAACGCAUGGAGAGCGGAAAAGAGAGCGCAUCGGUUCUAAAGGUGGCGUCAAACUUGUUUGACGGCGAUCCGUUUAUUCCACAAGCCCUCGCUCGUUUUUACUACACAGAGCUGAAAGACUACAACUUGGCCGAAAUGUGGGCCAAGAGAGCGAAGCAAAGAGAUCCGCGAAAUUCGUUUGUUGCCGAUACCCUGGGCCAGGUCCACAAGAACCAUUUGAAGAACAUACAGCGUCCUAUCGACCCACGCCUUGUUCUACAGCUGGCCUCAAAGGCCAUUGAAGCGUUCAAAGAUGAAGAAAGACUGGCCGAAAAUGAAUGCGGCGCGGACACGACAGGAGACGGCAACACCAGAGUAUCGCAACAUUUUAACAACAGAGGGCAGUUCGGUUAUUUGCAGCUCUGCAACGACGUGUUUCACCUUCUUGUCAGUCAAAACAACACUUGGAGAGAGGUUCUCACAAAGAAAAUGUCCUUGCACUCCGCCCUGGAAUCACUUGGAGACAAACGGCUCAUGCGAUUCAACGAUCUGAUAAACAGCCUCGGGGAUGAGAUUCUGAGAAAAAGUGCAUUCUUCAACAUAUAUCUGACUUAUUCAAAGCCCAAGUUGAAUGAUGACCCCGACUACAUUUCCCGGGACACCUCGGAGUGCUACAAGAAUUUUGUCGGAAGCUACCCAUCCGAAUGUUUCAAACGAAAAGGUGCUGUUCUCAUCCGGAAGCUAGAAAGAAAGCUAGUGGACACCUCGCCCAGAGUGCUCUCCUGUCUGGAGAGAGAAUUCAACGGAUCGGACCUCAAAGAAGUAACUACAUGGUGGGAACAGAUCUUGCUUCAGAAAGAAUCCAUCAGCUACAUCGUCGCUCUUGUCACGCUCAGAAACAAGAGCUCUGAAUUCAAGCAGAAAAUGCCUGCGAUCCUCGAUGACUCACCGGAGCACCACAUGUUGGCCCUGCUCCUGUGCUGGCCCGCAGACGGGGAAGCCAGAUGCCUCCUUGACCUCGGGGAGUUGAUCCAAAGAAUGAAGCGCUCCUUCGAGGUUGCGUAUGAGAAUCACCUUCGAUCGAGGUACCUCCGCCCCCUGUUUUUCAUGGGAAAUGGCAAAGGCCUGGACAGGAUUGUCCACAGAACGGUCCUCGAGCAAAACCAGAAAACGAAACAAGAUUGGAGCAACAACUGGAUCGGAGAGAAGAUUUUCCGAGAUCCCGAAGUCCAAGCACGCCUCGUCAAAGUGGAAGGGGUGGUACGGAGCUACCGACUCUUUGCAACCGUUGGUGGCAAAGAGAUUGAGUUGGAGGCGAACAACCAGGACAGCCUGUGGAGACCGAGAAAGGUGUCCUUCUACCUCGGCUUCACCAUCAGAGGCCCCGUCGCCUUCGCCGUCCACAAGAAACCUCCGGCCAACAAGGGUAAGACGGGUAACGCUUUGGAACUCGUGAGCACGAUGCGGCAUCGUGACAUGAGAUGCUGA
Pungitius pungitius (ninespine stickleback) is the source of this 2744-nucleotide messenger RNA. RefSeq names its product sterile alpha motif domain-containing protein 9-like. The record is from RefSeq and is a predicted model, not a curated record. NCBI's taxonomy places the organism in Eukaryota, Metazoa, Chordata, Actinopteri, Perciformes, Gasterosteidae. The transcript has a single exon. Gene Ontology annotation, cellular component: cytoplasm. The coding region runs from base 12 to 2744 and encodes 910 amino acids.